ACAGAAUAGCUCCGCUAAUCGACGGUAUUAUUUCUUUCAUAGCUAGCCCCCACGCUGUACCCGCGUACGCUGCAUCCCAAGGCUAUUUUUCCCAAGGCCACCUGGGAUCACGCCCGCCGCCUCCCCAUCAGCGCGCCCCUCUAUCCCUCCCUCGCAAGGCUCCCAAUUCGUCCUGACUGCCCCUAUCUGAUUGCCGGAACUGGAGAGAAAAUUUAACAGAGACCGAACAAACAUAUAAAAUAUAAUAGUUAAUUUCAUCCUCAAAUUUUCAGCCGAAGCUUAACUUCGUCUCUAAACUUUCAAACGACCAUUUCAGUGCUCAAAUUUCUCCAUCCGGCUCAAUUGAAUCCUUCGUCCAAUAUAGCAUGCCAUGUUGCCAUGCCUUGUCACAUCUAUUUAGCUAUGGUUCAUAAAAAAUUAAUAUUUCUAUAAAUUUGAUCAUUAUAGAAAUUUUAUCUUGACGAAACUAAAAUAAUGUAUGGUUUUUAAGGAAGGGAGUUGAUCCGAAUAUAUUUAUUACACACAUAUAAAAGUUCCUUAAGUAUGUGUGAACUAAUACAUGUUGUUGCUAUAUAAAUAGGAACACUUGGAUGCUGAUAUGAUAUUCUAAUGUAGUUAAACACGUAGAGUGAAGGAUUAAAUUAAGCUACAUACUGAAACAGUCAUUUUGAAAAUUUAGGGAUGAAAUUGACCCUCGACUGAAAGUUCAAGAACGAAAUAGGCUAUUCUGCUAAAGAAAAACCAGUCUUUAUUUUAAUUUUGCAUUGAUUUUCUAUAGAAAAUUGAUCUAACAUCAUCAACUAAUUAUAUACUAUGCAUUGACUUUUUAUUUUUUUAGAAGGCCAUGGCCCCUGCCAGCCCCCCUCGGUUCCGCCACUGCCUACCCCUCUCCAUUCGUCUCUACCUCUCCUCCCCAUUGGUGUUGAUGGCAGCCCAUGGGAAGCGGAUACAAUUGCGACAUCGGCGCACCACCUCGGUGCCUCCCUCCUCCAUCCACGUCACUCCCUCCAUCUGCUUCGCAUCGGUGGCGGCGGUGAUCCAUGGAACCAAGAGGCGGCUAUGGCGCCGGCAGGUGUAGAGGGACUGCAACGAUGCACCGCUGUUUCCACCUGCCUCUGGCUUGGCCUCCCCACCCACGUCGUUCUUUCCUCCUUCGGCUGCUGAGAUGGUAACACCUAUGUGGUGAAUGAGGUCCCUCGCUGGAGCUGGCGAGAAAUAAUUUCCAUCUUUUUAAUAGAAAACCUAUAAUAAUCGAUAUUUGCAUAUAAAUACAGUAGUUACUCAGUGCGAGUUGUGGCUCUAGGUCUGUAUGAGAGGCUUAGUCUCAUGACUAGGAGGAAGUGGGAAGUGCAAAAGCUGAUACUAGCUUAUGGGUGCGGACUUGUGGGCGGCCCUGCACCUGGCCACUAUCUUGCCGUAGUUGCUCGUACUAUCGUGGCACUUUGGGUAACGUCCAUGCACCAUUGCGUGUUUGUUCGUGAGAUAGGGUAUUCGGAGGACACUCUAUAGAUCUUCUUUAGAAAAUGGAAAUUAUUUCCGACAUCUGCGACCGUACACGGCCGAUUCUUACAUACGUCCUACUCAGCUCGAAGGCCGAAUACAAAUAGAAGAGAAGAAAAUGGUUCCAUCCUACAAGAUCUUGGCCGGGUAUAUGCCAGAGGCCAAGCGGCUGGUGGCCACAACUCUGAUGGGUGGCACCUCUAGAUGCUGGCAACAAUACCAGCGCCACCAAGGAAAUACUACUACAAUAUAGGAGUAGGCUAAUAGAGGACCCUUUUGUCCACAAAACCUGUACAUAUUAAUAGAAAUUGUUCAGGCUGCAGCUGUCCGGCUAUAUACAGUCCCUAAAAAGAAAACUAAUAACCAACGGGACGUUCUUUCUGAAAAUAAUAAAAUCAAUGAAAACACGGCACAUAUAUUUAGGUGCCUCCAUCCAGAUGCUUGAUUGUCAUGCAUGGACAGCAUGGUGUAUCUUCACAUCACACGAUCUACGCGCACAUAAAACCCAACUCUCCGCGCACACGCACCAAGAAGAGAGGAGUUUCUGCGAGAGAAACCAGCAUCACAUCGGUCACGACAGACGCGUGGGGCGGCCGACCAGGCCGGCCGGCGAGGAAACCUCCCAAUCUUAUCAUCAGGAAAUUAGGAGAGAACGGAUGGGAUCAACCACGCACCAUGCAUAGCUCCGAGCUGAAUGAAUAGCCUGGUGGCGGCAUGGGGACCGACGCGUGGGCGCCCCUUCUCCUGGGCGCUCUCCUGGCGGCGGCGCUGCUGCUCGCGGCGUGGCGCCUCGUGUGGCGGCCGCGGGCCGUGGUGCGGUCGCUCGCGAGCCAGGGCGUCCGGGGCCUGCCCUACAGGUUCCUGGUCGGGUCCUUGCCGGAGGCGAAGCGGCUGGCGGUGGCACGACGGAGAGGGGCCCCGCCCCUGGAUGCCGGCUCCCACGACAUCAUGCCCUUCCUGCUGCCGCCGUUCCACAAAUGGGUCGCUGACUAUGGGAGAACUUUCCUGUACUGGAUCGGGCCAGUCCCUGCAAUCUUCUCUGUUGAUCUAGAGUUGAUCAAGGAGGUGCUGACAGACAGGACGGGCCUGUUCGCCAAGGAUUUCAUGCUCCCCGUUCUGAAAGUCCUCUUCGGCAACGGGCUCAUACUAGCGAAUGGGGACGACUGGAAACGGCACAGGAAAGUUGUGCUCCCAGCUUUCAACCACGAGAGGAUCAAGAGCAUGUCGGCAGUGACGGCAGAAGCUACGGAACAGAUGACGCGGCGAUGGUGCGACCAGAUACUGCAGAACGGCGCUCAGCGAGCAGCGGAGAUACGAGUGGAUCGCGCCAUCUCCGACCUGACAGCAGGGAUCAUCGGCCGCGUGGCUUUCGGCACGAGGGACCAGGAAGCCGGCGAGGUCCUCCAACUGCUGCACGAGAUGCAGGCGAUGGGCGCCGCGGCCAUGCUGGAUGCCCCGAUACUCUGGUAUCUGCCGACUCGGCGCAACUUGAAAGUACGACGUCUGGACAAGCUGGUGAGGACCAAGAUCAUGGCGAUGAUGGAGGCGCGGGUGGCCGCCAAGGACGACGCCACCUGCGGCGGCGGCUACGGCGACGACCUGCUCGGGCUGAUGCUGGAGGCUUGGUCGCCGGAGCGGCAAGCAGGGAGCGACGGGACGCUGACCACCGAAGAGGUGAUCGACGAGUGCAAGACCUUCUUCGGCGCGGGGCAGGAGACCACCGCCACCCUCCUCGUGUGGGCGAUGUUCCUUCUCAGCACACACCCGCAGUGGCAGGAGAAGGUCCGGGAGGAGGUCCUCCGCGAAUUCUCCUGCGACGCCGGCGGCGGCGGCGGCGGUGUCGUCGUCCCCAACACCGACGUCCUCGCCAGAUUAAAACUGCUUCACAUGGUUCUGCUCGAGACGCUGAGGCUCUACCCCCCGAUCGUGUUCAUCCAACGGACGGCCACCUCCGACGCCGUGCUCAGGGGCAUCAAGGUGGCCCGGGGCACCGCGGUGUCGAUCCCCAUCGGCAUGCUGCAGCGGGACAAGGAGGUGUGGGGCUCCGACGCCGACGAGUUCAACCCCAUGAGGUUCAAGAACGGCGUCUCGAGGGCCGCCAGGGACCCCAACGCGCUGCUGUCCUUCUCCCUGGGCCCAAGAGCCUGCACUGGGCAGAGCUUCGGCGUCGUGGAGGCGCAGAUUGUCAUGGCGAUGAUCCUCAGGAAGUUCUCCUUCUCGCUGUCCCCCAAGUAUGUUCACAAGCCAAAGUAUGUCGUCUCGUUGACUCCCAAGAAUGGGAUGCCUCUCAUCGUAAGGAACCUCGACGGGUGAGAAAAGAUUGCCCAUGAAUUUCAUAGUAUUAGUUUCUUUUUUAUUAGAUAGGUUACCGUAGCAGGUGUAUGGGCUUUUCCUUGAAUUCAAUGAAAUGUUUAUGAAAUCUAUACUCUCUCCAUUCUUAUUUUCUAUAUUGCUAGUUCAAAUGUAC
This is a messenger RNA of Panicum hallii, 3967 nucleotides long. RefSeq names its product cytochrome P450 709B2-like. Gene Ontology annotation, molecular function: oxidoreductase activity, acting on paired donors, with incorporation or reduction of molecular oxygen; heme binding; iron ion binding. The coding region runs from base 2215 to 3813 and encodes 532 amino acids. NCBI's taxonomy places the organism in Eukaryota, Viridiplantae, Streptophyta, Magnoliopsida, Poales, Poaceae. The transcript is spliced from 5 exons. The record is from RefSeq and is a predicted model, not a curated record.